Messenger RNA from Zootoca vivipara (common lizard), 7628 nucleotides. RefSeq names its product WDR4 tRNA N7-guanosine methyltransferase non-catalytic subunit (gene WDR4). Gene Ontology annotation, cellular component: cytosol; nucleus; tRNA methyltransferase complex. The record is from RefSeq and is a predicted model, not a curated record. Gene Ontology annotation, biological process: tRNA modification; RNA (guanine-N7)-methylation. NCBI's taxonomy places the organism in Eukaryota, Metazoa, Chordata, Lepidosauria, Squamata, Lacertidae. Gene Ontology annotation, molecular function: protein binding.
GGGGAGGAGGGGCCUUUGGAUGUCCUUUUCAAUGAGCCCCGCAGUGACGUCACCAGCCGGCGACGACUGUGUGGUUUCCCCCACGCGGGUCUGUUGUCGGGCAUGGAGGCUACUGACCCCGCUGGGGUUGCGGGUUCUUCCCCAGGGUUGGCGGUCUGCGGAGACCUGAUGGUGGUCACCGGUGGAGCCAAGCUCUUGGCGGCCCUUUACAAAGAGCCUGGGAAUGAUGAUAUUUUCAUUUAUGACUGUUCCACAGCAAGAGAGAAGCUUCAACAGAAUCAAGGAGAUGACGGAAAGUCAGCUGGUGAAGCAAGUAACGAUAUCCUUGCCUGCACGUUUUCUUCAUCAGGAACCUACUUUGCUCUGACUGAUGACAACAAACGACUGAUCCUUUUUCGUACGAAACCGUCUUGGGAAUGUCUGAGUGUAAGGUCUGUCGUUAGAAGAUGUACUUCCCUGAUUAUAACAGCAGCAGAAGAUAAGAUACUAGUUGCUGACAAAUCAGGUGAUGUCUACUCGUACUCAACAACAGAGCCUGAAAAUGCAGGAACAAUUGAACUUGGUCACUUGUCUCUUCUGUUGGAUGUGGCGCUGAGUCCCGAUGACCAGUAUAUCCUAACCGCUGACCGUGAUGAGAAGAUACGAGUUAGUUUGACUAGAGCACCACAUAACAUUGUGUCCUUCUGCCUGGGACACAGAGAAUUUGUCAGCAAAAUAUUUGUAAUACCAAACUAUCCAGAACUUCUCUUAUCAGCUUCUGGGGACUGUACAUUGAGGCUCUGGGAAUACAAAAGUGGGAAGGAAGUGCACUGCUGUCAUCUGAAUAGUUUGAGUACAUCUGAGGCUCCCCCAAAUGAGAAGAAAUAUGCAGUCUCCAGGACAGCCUAUUGUUGUGAAGGAAAUUACAUUGCCAUUUUAUAUGACUGUCUUCCCACAGUUUCCAUCUUCCAGCUUGACCCCGAGGCUCAGAAACUCAUUCACAAACAGAACAUCCCCUUGAACUGCAAAGGCUGGGCCAUUGCAUUUGAGGAAACGGGGCGGCUCUGGAUUCUGCAGGAGGACAUGCAAACACCUCUUCUGUUCUAUCAACCUGUGAAUGGACAGUGGCAGUCUUCUACUGAAGAGAGAGGGUUGGUUAAAAUGUCAAAGUGCAUCCGUGACAACUGGGCAGCAUUUGAAGGCUCCGUUGGCAAAGAAAGUUGCUACCAAAAUCUCUACAAGGCUUCUUUUGAUAACAUGGCCGUUUACCUCCAAAAGAAAGAAGAGAGACUUCAGCAGCAGAAGAGUAAGAGAAAGGACCCGCAGCAUGAAUCAAAUGGGCAGACAAAGAAACUCAAAACAUGAGCAGCAUCCUUGUUCAGUGCAAAAUUUGGUUGUGACUUGCAAUGCAUUGGAAGAAGCUGGUAUGAGAACUACGGAAUCACUUGGCACACUGAAGAACAAGCUGGCUUGAUAUUUUCCACAAAGUGCAAAUAUUCACACGACUAGCCUUAUUAUGGUGACACUUCCUAACUUGUCAGUGAUAAAUAUGUCCUCUGCAAACUCUAGCUGCUUGCCUUGACUGUCAGCGUAGAUACCAUUGGGUGAUGACAUCGUGAUGCAUGGCGAGGAAGGGGACACACUGCAAAACGUGCUCCUCCAAGCUGAAAGCCUUUCUUGGUUCUGCUUUCGUACAUGUGCCACAUAAGCCAUAGUGUGUGUCAGAACCCUCUGUCAAGUACAGGCCCCUAAAGCUCACUCAGCAAUGCCUACCUUACGUCCUUCAGUCCUCCUCUGUCCAGAAAGAAGGUGGAGAGCAGGAAUGGAUGGAGGAGGAGGUUUCCAGUCACUUCACAAGUCAAUGGUGGUCGCUCCAUGCUGCCCUGUUCCCCAGCGGGGUCUGGGGAGCUCACUGCAUCCCACUGUGCCACGCAACCCUGGAGUUUAGCCUCCCCUUCCUGUUGGAAGCAAUCCCUUUGACUAUUCUAGUUACUAGCUAAGGAUGUACAUUACCAAAGCCAAAAUAUCCUUGGGUAAUUCUCAGAGGUCACCUUUCAUGGGGUGACUUCAUUGUGCAACAAAUCAUAAAUGUGGAGUCCCUGCAUAACCACAGUUCUGCAGAGCAUUUAAACUGGUGGAAAUACAAUAUCUUCAUAGUGAAGUUAAUGAAUUGCAUUAUAGUGUUGGGACGUGGUUGGCACUGUGGUCUAAACCACUAAGCCUCUUGGGCUUGCUGAUUGGAAGGUUGGCGGUUCGAAUCCCCGCGACAGGGUGAGCUCCCAUUGUCCCAGCUCCUGCCAACCUAGCAGUUCAAAAGCACGCUAGUGCAAGUAGAUAAAUAGGUACCGCUGCAUCAGGAGGGUAAACUACGUUUCCAGGCGCUCUGACACUCGUCACGGUCCUCUGUGCGCCAGUAGCGGUUUAUAGUCAUGCUGGCCAUAUGACUCAGAAAACUGUCUGGACAAACGCUGGCUCCCUCGGCCUGAAAGCGAGCAACCCCAUAGUCGCUUUUGACUGGAUUUAACCAUCCAGGGCUCAUUUACCAUUACCUUUUACCUUACUUUGUAGUGUAAGGUGAGUGUAGUGACUUACUGGACCAAAAGUGGGAUUCCAUUGCUGGAGUUGUCCUUUGACAAUGGGGCGAUUUUCUCUAGAAGGAAUCUGUCUGAUAGCUGGAUGGGUGGGUUUGUUUGUUUGUUUUUCGAACUAAAUUAAGGCGACCUUUUUACUAUGGGAAAAAGUAUCCAUACUUUUGAGAUGUGAUUUAGACUGCAACUUGCCAGCUUGAGUGUCUUUUUUAUAUAUAAUAAUAAUACAAAGUUAAAGGAUUUUAUUUCAUAGAUUCUGUUUUAGAAUGUGAGAGGCACUGAAGUGUUCUGAUACAGUAUAUACCAUAUUGGCAUACAAGUGGCAUAUCACUGAAUGAAUAAUAUACUGUAAACAAGCCGUAAAAUGUGGCAGCCGCAUUCUGUCGCCGAGAAGACUCUGCCUGUUCAUCUCAGCUGUUUCAAGUUAUUCAGAAUUCCAUUUCAUAAAGUUGAGACAGUUACAGGUAGUGAUUGCCCCAGCUACUUUUGAAUGGCAUUUCUCAUCAGGAGGCCUGUUGAGAACGAACCUGGGAACUGCACAUAGAACAAUCAAGGAAAAGACGAAAGAAAAGGCUGUAGGUUUGAUGAGGCUCCUACUGGCAAUGUCUAAUGGGGCAGGGUUUCCAGACCUGGAUCAAAGCAAUUGCACAAGUGGUUAUGUGCAUGCAGCAUAUCAUUGCGGUGCCUUUUCUCAAGCAGUAAAUUAUUGCCUUCCACGGUGCUUCUGAAACCAAAGGGAAUUUUGAUGUUUGUAAUGUUCACAGAAUCUAAACCCCCACAGGACAUGCGCAGCUCCUGGUUUGGAGCCAUCCAAGUGCUUGAGGUAGAUUCUGCACUCAACUUGCAAUUGUUACACAAAGCUUGUCUACACAAACAGUGUUGGACCUUAGCCUGUUAAGUUUUCCCUAAGUUUCAAGCAGCAUCUUAAGCAGAGGUGAAUGAGAGCUGUGGACUGCCAGCACCAUUACUGAGCUGAUUAAUCAUUGACCUCAAUAGGAUUAUUUUCUGGUUUAUGAAUAUUCCUGGUAAUUUAAUGCAGUGUUUAUCAACCUGAAAGUUGACAAUGAUGGAGACAGAUCCACUUCACUAGGGAGGGCGUUCUUCAAAUGGGAAACGAUUACUGAAAAGGCCCGGUCAUAGGUCACUGCCAACUGGGUUGUCCUUGGUAAUGGCACCACCAGCCACGCCUUACCUGCAGAUCAUAGAGUCUGAGUUGGCUUUUCUGGUCUUAAGUUCAGUUCUCCACAUUCCCACAUCAGUUUAUGAUUUUCUUUAAAAAGCCUCAUGAAAGUCCAACAUUUCAGUGUGAAUUUCUCCAAAUAUACGCUGUUUGGGAUGUGUAUGUUUUGCCUCACAUACACAUGUUUGCAAAGCAAUUUCCCCAAAUAUAGUGCAUUUUUGUAUGUUAUUUUCAUUAACGUAUGCACGCUUCCUAAAUCUGUUCUGCAGUUUCCCUCAACCCUCCAGAGGGGGUGUGGAAAAUGGACAAGUUGCAUUACAUAAAUGGAAACCCUUGAGCUAACGGAACUACCUGUACUUUGUUGAGGAACGCCCACAACAGUGAUUUAACCUGUGAACUUUUAAAGUAACAGCUGGGUCUUGUCUUUCUGAAAACCAUGGAAGAUACGGCCAAGUAGCCCUUGUAGCCCUUGUAGUCCAGUAGCAAUCUGCAAUUCCUUUUAUUUGCUGUGCUCCUGGCAAAAAGUAGUCUGUGUGGUAUCACAAUGAAAUAUUGGAGUGUCCCAGACUCCUUUGUUUGCCUCGUAAGAGUUUUCAUCAUAGCUGCCAAGUUAUCCCUUUUUUACAGGGAUUUUCCCAUAUGCUGAAUAGGCUUCCUCGCGAGAAAAGCGAAAACUUGGCAGCUAUGGUUUUCAUCAAACCGCCUGGGAGUCCUGUUCCAGAUAAAACCUAUGCCCAGAACACUCACCCAAACAAUUGUCACAUUUUGUGCUGUACAAAUUGGUGCAUGUAAUCAGAAGGUUCAGUUAUAAGUAAUUGUUCCCUUUCCUUUGUCCAAACUAUUCCAAAUGAGAUUGUCAUCAUGAGGAAGGCUGUGCUCUAAAGAAACUUCAAAUGGCAACUUAAAAGGGUCUAUUAAAGAGUCUGUGACCAUGUUUUGGUACAGCACACACACUUUUUCUGACGCUUCCUGUUUGUGUCAGAGCUGCUGCUUCACUCACUGCUUACGGUAGUUACACACCCACAUUCUGUGAGGCAAAUAGGUGGAUUCUUUGUUGGGAAGGAUAAAGGAGAAUAUUUCCAUGCUGGUGCUCUUUGUUCUUUUCAUUGUUAGGUCAGUGCUUUGUGUGCUUAAAUGAAUAUAAAGCACAUGAAAUAUAGUAGAUGUUGCAUUGUUUUGAGCACAUGAGUUGUAAUUUAUUUACUUUUUAAGAUUCCAGAAUGUAUUCAUGAGAGAGAGAGAGAGCGCCCCAGGUGCAAUAUAUCAGAAAUAUAUUUCAGAUGCAGUACAGUACUAAGCCAGGGAGUUUUAUCUAUGUAGACAGGUUCUCAUUGUGUGAAGAACCCUACAUGUGUAGGACAGGCUUCCUUCUACAGGUGUGCCCCCACUGCAUAACUUGUGGGUGUGAUAAAGUACUGUAGUUCUACUCCUGCUCCAUGGGAACUGAGUGACCCAAGUAGGACUUAUCCUCUGGCUGGGGGGCGGGGGAGGCUGUUGUCCCUCAGGAUGCUGCUGUUCACCAUUGGGGGGAAGAGGUUGAAUGAGUUCUCCAAUGCUACAUAUGCACAAACAGUAUAAAUGAAUUUUCUUUUUAAAUGGAAAGAGCAGUGGCAUGGCUGCUUUUCAAGCUAUGUUUUGGGGGGAGAAAUACUAGUAGGCAAGCAGUUCUCAAUAAAACAUUCUAACCAUUCACAUAAUGACGCAGGUUUGGGAAAGGAAGUUCACUGCCAGUGACGACACCGGCACUGUCCAAUAGGGUCCUGCACUCAUUUAACCAUGUAUGCUCCAACCGUAUCUAUUGUUGGUGUCUGUUUCUGUUCAGUCACUGUCCCUGCUUUAUCUUAGGGGAAGAUGUUGAGGAGCCCUUUCUAAAAUGCUCUUAGGUGGCUUUGACCAAGUCUUUGAGGAGCUCUAUGAAAUGCUGAAGUAACAGGGAUUUCUUUUUGCUGUGUUUUUUUUACAGGUGUCGGCUUUCCUUGAGAAAAUCGUAAAAGGAUUUCUUUGGGGAAUUAGAUUGGCUUGGAAACACUAAAUAAGUUUUCAUCCGGCACUGGAGUAGUGUAGUGCCAGAGUGUUCUACUCAGAGUUAUGCUCACACUUCUUCGAAUCAAUCCAUUAUUAUUAUUAUUUUAAAUUUCAUCUCUAGGAGAAUGCAGGUGCUUCCAGACAGGGGCCUCAUAUUGUAAAUGAGCUGCUCAGAUCUGAUUUUCUGCAUGCACAUUUGGCUUCCAUGCAUUACUGUUUUCCCGGCCCUCAAUAUUCAUUAGUAUUCUGCGGCUUGCUUGCCAUCAACACCCCUGCCUGGCUCCCUUUCAGCACUGGAAGUGGGCUGGGGGGAAACAGCUGAAAGCACAGUAUUGAGUAAGGCAGGUGCGCUCCAGUUUGUAUAAAAAGUUGACCUAUCCCACCCUCUCUUUAUAGCCCAGCUCAUGUUAAACAAACUCGCGCACGUCUGAUUGGGCUCCCAAAGAGACUUCCGAGAUCUGAUGUGGCUCUUGUUGAUUGUUCGUGUGACAAAGAAGAACCCCUGAGAGUAUCCUCAGCGCGAAAGACAGCCGAAGAAAUAGAUUGGAUAUGGAUUACCUUAUAAUAGGUUUUUAAAAGCCCGCGAAGCAUAGAAUUAAGCCUGAUGUAUUUAUGCGCGAGGCAUAUAUUAGUCUGAUCUUCAGCGGCAUUUCAGUUACUGUCUCUGCUUCUGCAGCUGCAAUUUAGCCCUCAGAAGGAUAAAUGCUGGCAAUUAAUUGCAGGUGCAAAAUUGUGCAUGCUGUAAUGGAACAGAAGGGAGCCGCUAUCACAACAAUAGCAGCAGUUGAAAAGAAAACUGCAGACCUAGUUUAUUUUGACUGCUUAUGUUGGUUCCAUCACCUCAGUUGCUUUUUGAGCCCGGCAUGCAUUUAUCUCCCCAAGGGCUUUGGGAGAUAAAUACAUUUCAGGUUAGAAAGGAUGCGGAGGACGAGAGGCAGCGCUGUUCACUUUCACUAGUGCAGGCACAAAACAGAUAACAGGGGGAAAACUAUUUUCAAAGUACAUACUGUACUGUGCAGGAUUCAUCUAAUACACCACACCAAUGGAAGCAUUGCGUAAGGACUUCAGCUUGCACAAAGGGAUUUCUCCCCCUUGGGCCCCCCCUUAAAUUGGCUCUGGGGAGGAUGAGAGGACCCCCAGAACAGAGCAUGGGGGAAGGAGAGGGGGGGAUCAUUGCAUGUGGCAGAUGGAACAGUUGUCAUGAUAUGGAAUUCUACUCGGUGUAUUGUAUUAAAUGUCAAUUUAAAACAUAAAAUGUAUUAAAGCACUAAAAAGUGUGUGUGUGUUGUGUGUAAUGAGGUGAUUCGUAGCAGUGGAUCGGUCCCAUAAACAAGCUUUGCCAAUCUGGCGCCCUCCAGAUUGCAACUCCUAUCAGCCCAAGUCUUUAGCACAUUCAUACUAAUAUUAUUUAUUGAUAUUUAUGGUAUCUGUGGGUCACUUCCCAUGAGACAUUCUCAGGCAAUUUGCAUUAGCAAAUCUGCACUCCCAAAAAAUCUGGAGGGUACCAAGUUGGAGAAUGCUUCCAUGUAAGAACAGAAAUGUCAGACUGGGAAGAUCUAGAAACAUCAGAUUUCAUAAUAAUAUAGGAAAUCGCUGCUGCAGAGUGGGCCAGAAGUACAUAUAAAGCUUAUUCAAUGCACAUUUAAAGCACAUGGCACCCUGGGAACUGUAGUUUCCCCACCACAGAGCUGCAAUUACCAGCACUCUUAACAAACUGCAUGUCCCAGGAUUCUUUGGGAAUGUGCAGUGAAUAAGCUUUAAAUGCAUAGUGUGACUCUGCCCUAGUGGGAUCAUGAAUACAGUUAUUAUGCUGUGCCUUAUAUGUCAGUUUUCAUGUCAGUGUAUUUUCAUCUACU